Molecule: messenger RNA, 2928 nt
Organism: Drosophila navojoa
Lineage: Eukaryota; Metazoa; Arthropoda; Insecta; Diptera; Drosophilidae
Gene: sced
Product: scrambled
Source: RefSeq, a predicted model, not a curated record
UACACAUUGUGUUUCUCACUGUUUUCUUCGCUGAGCUCCACCCUCACCGUUAUUGGCAGUGAAGCGAAAAGAAAAAAAGAUGAAAGAAAACAUGUAAAAUAAUCGGAAAAUUAAACAAAAUCAGUUAAACUCAUUAACCAUUCAUCACAUACACACACCUAACCAUCACCGCAACACCAUAAACAUGGAUCACAAUGAAAUAUCUAUGUGCAUGGACGUCAAAUUGGAUACACAUGACAAGCGCGCCAUUGCACUGCGCUACAAAACAUGGACCAGAUGUCUUGUCAAGAUAGAGGCCAUUAAAUGUGUGCCCUGUUUCUUGCGCCUCAGCUUCCAGAGCCUGCCCGACGAUGAGCCCCAGCAGCAGCAACAGAAGCUGUUGACCGUCUCGGUGAAUGUGCCUGGCGUGAGCAUCAGUAUGGCCACCUCGCGCACCAAGCAGCAUUCGUAUGGGCUCUUCUGGACGCAGAAUCGUCGUGAUUGCUUCAUCUAUUUUGCUUUAGAAACGGAGACGGCCUGCCGCAGACACAUGAAAUGGAUUAAAAAGUCCAUCAAGAAUCUGGAGCUAUAUAGACAGGUCUUCCUGGAGCAGCGCAGACUGAGUCGCGACACCAGCGCCCAGAGAGCACUUGGCCCGCUGCCAAACGUGCCGGAAUCCUUCUGCUUCGAUCUGGAUGCGAGUAGUUUCUCAUUUUCUGCACGCGUCUCGCAGAUCUAUGAGGAAAUCUUCGAUGGCAGUCGCAUUUCGCGUGCAUCCAUUGCUUCGGGCAUCUAUGAGGAAAUGAAUUUGGCAUCCGGAGCAGUUGUGGAGACGCCGCCUGUAUUGCCACCGCUGCCGGCGCAUCGGAAACGCAUUAACACAUUCGAGCUGCAGCCGGGGGAGAUACCGCGCUCCAGCACCAAUCCAGAGUCGGAGCUGGCCAAGAAGAAGAAGUACAAGAACAUGCUGGACAACUUCUUCGGGCAGAAGCGUCGCUCGGGCAGCGCCAGCGUCGGUGAGAUGGAGCCGGCCAGCAGGGAUCAGGUAGAGGAGCAACAGCAGCAGCAGGAGCGAGAACAGCAGGCGCUGGCCCUCUAUGAGAAUGCGCCCACACCGGAGGCAGCGCUGCCCACUGGCAAACGUAUAUCGGGAAAUAUGAGAAAUGCCCAUCGCAACAGCUUCUCCAGUCCAGAUCUGUCCAAGCUCAACUUUUUGGACACCUUUGGCGAGGCAUUGUCCAGCGACGAGCUGAACAUCAGCCUGGAGGAUUCGGCCAUAGAGCACGAGUCGCGUCAAGUUCUCCUGGCCCAAAUCGUGGCCGGCCAGCUAAGCCGUGCCGACUCGCUGGCCAGCCUGAAUGUGUCCGAGCAGCUGCCUCAGAACUUCAAUUUUUCUGCCUGCAAUACGUCCACCAUUAAUCUGAUUGGCGCCAAUGGCGCCGUAUCGCAUGGCAAGCGCAAUAAGAACGUGCUGGUGGAGGAGCUCAAUGGCUACUGCGUGAUGGCGCCAAUUAAACAAAAGUUGGCAGGCAGCAGCGGAGCAGCACAGCUGGAGAAGAAACCCAGCGGCAGCACAGCAUCCACCACGUCUGGCUAUUCGACAGGUUCCUAUAGUUCAUCCACCAGCAGCUGCAACACGGAUCAGGAGCAGGUGGCUAAGGCCACCAACGUUGCAGCUGCGCCCGCUCACAAUGAGAGCGAUAUUUAUGAAUCGAUGCAUGUCACCUCGCUCAAUAGCAACAGCAACAGCAACAGUGUCCUGGCCGAGCAUCUGUAUGAGAAUCUGCUGGCCGUGAAGGCAUCCCAGGAGCUGGAGCAGCAGCCGCCGCUCAAUCUUGGCUUUGGCCUGAGCACCAGCACGCCCACCGAAUCGCCGUUGGUGCCAGCGCUGCCACCGAAGCUACAACAGACGCCCACCACAGCGGAGCAGCGCGAGGCGGAGGAGGAGGACUACUACCAAACGCCGCGCAAGUCCAUCAUCAGCGUGGACGACAAGAUACCCUCGUACUAUCCCAAUAGCUGCGAUACGCUCAAGUCGAAGCGACGUAGUCCCAGCAGCGCCGAAACAGCGCCAAGUGUGCGUCAUUUGGUCAGCGCCAAGGUGCGGCGGGAGCGCAAAGAGAAUCUCUAUAUAUCAUCGCCCCAACAAAUUAUCGAACAAAGGCACAAAUCAAGCACUGCAUCACCAUCAGCCACAUCCACAAGCACAUCCACAUCCACAUCAUCAUCAGCGUCGAGCAAGACUAAAACGUUAAACAAAAAGACUGCCGCCCACAAAAUCUCCGAGGGUGUCUAUGCCGUCACCCAUGCAACAAAGCGACAAAGUAUUAGUCAUAAUAAUAACAAUAACAACAAUAAUGUCAAUGACCUGCAGGGCGAGGAGGAGCUGCUGCAGCUGGUCAUGCUGCAGAAUAUUGAUUUCAAAUUUGACGACGGCCAAGCGGCCGAACCAAGCAGCAAAUCCAAGUCCAAAAACAAAUCGAAAUCGAGUCAAUUGGAGGAAGAAUACGAGCACUGCUAUCAGGCAGCUGAGCGUGCCACACGCAUGCUACAAAAAUACGCAACACUCGCCAAGUUCGGCAACUCACCCACCAAGCAGCAGCAGCAGCAGCAGCUAAAGGUCGCCAUGACACAAUCUCAGUCAGCUAGCAACUCGCCCAAAGAGCAGCUGCAACAGCAACAGCAGCAGCAGCAACAGUUGCCACAGUCAACCAGCAACACAAUGAAAAAGUUUGCCUCAUUGCCGCGCUUUAAGAAAAUCGACUUUUCACCGCUGAAGCUGCGAUUCAACAAUGUGCUGCAGCGCAAUGCAACAGCAGCAGCAGCUCCAGCAUCGCCUCAGUAAUCAAUUUGAUGAGCAUCGUAAUUGUUAUUAAUAAUGUCAUUGUUGUUGUUAAUGUAAGUAGCAUUAAGUUCGAGUAUGUUUAAUUCGCAUGUGAUUUUUGUUUU